AUGAUUGAGCAGAAUGCUACUCUUCUGGAGAACCUAUUCUCCGCCCCGGUCUGCAAUGGCUGGACUAAUAAUACCGAAGGAGCCCUUUACCAUCUGGGCAACGCGUUUUUGUUCCUGGGCUAUAUGGGUGGCAGCGGAGCCUACGGGUGUCUCUUUAUCUUCGGCUUUCUGACCCCUUCCUUCUUGUGCCUGAUUCUGUGGAGCUGGAUGACGAUAUGCGGCCCUGACGCGGUCACCUGGAACCUCCUGCUGCUUCUGGCCUGCCUGAUGCAGAUCUGCCACCUUCUUUACCGCUUGCACAAGGAGGGCCUGCCCAGCGAAGAGCUGACUGACCUCUACCAGGCUGUCUAUCUCCCGUUGGGCGUGCCUGUCCAGGUAUUCAAGGAGAUCUCUGGUGCCUUCGAGAACAAAGUGCUAGAGAUGAAAGCGGGUGAAACGUACGCAGUGGAGGGCAAGACGCCAAUCGACAGGCUCUCGUUUCUGCUGUCUGGCAGGAUCAACGUAUCUCUGGAGGGCCAAUUUCUGCACUACAUCCACCGACACCAGUUCCUCGACUCUCCCGAGUGGGAAUCUCUCAGGCCCAACGAGGACGGAAAGUUUCAGGUGACUUUGACGGCAGAAGAGGACUGUCGCUAUGUAUCUUGGCGUCGCCGCCGCCUAUUCUCACUCCUGUCCAAGGAUCGUUACGUCUGCCGCCUGUUCGCCGUCAUGCUGGGCUACGACAUCGCCGAAAAGCUGUACAACCUCAACAACAAGCUGUACAUCAAGAGCGGCGUCUUACUGGACAUCCGCCUGCCCAGCCUCUACCACGUGCUGGCCCCAUCGUCGCAGAGCGGCGAGGGCGAGGCCCCCGACGGAACCGAGCGGCCCCCCCACAGGGAGCCUGACAACCCAACUGGACGCACGUGGCCCUCGGACCCCGAGCUGCCCUCCGGUGAGGACUCCACCAGCCUGGUCCUGGAGGAUUUUGCCGAUGUGGCGGGCUCCUUAACCGACUAUGGCAGUGAGAGGGAUUAUUUGAGGUAG
Messenger RNA from Nerophis lumbriciformis (worm pipefish), 1026 nucleotides. Lineage: Eukaryota; Metazoa; Chordata; Actinopteri; Syngnathiformes; Syngnathidae. The record is from RefSeq and is a predicted model, not a curated record.